CCUCUAAAUCACCAUCCACUCAGUCUAGCGGACCGGCUCAGGCGCUCUGCAGCAGGAGACGAUGGGAGUAGAGAAGCUGGAAAUGGAAGACACGGAUUGCACUCUGAUGGAGAAGGGCAAGAAGCCCCCCGUGUCUAAAUCCCCUAACAGAUACGAAGCGGUGCUUCAGCCCUGCCUGGCUGAAAUCGUGGGGACCAUGUUCUUUGUCUUCAUCGGCUGCGUGUCGGUCAUCGAGGACGUGCCUGCAGCUGGACGUCUGCAGCCUGCCCUGGUGCACGGGUUGGCUGUGGCGGUGAUGGUGGCGGUCAUGGAUAAAAUCAGUGGAUCCCAUUUCAACCCUCCCUUCACCAUUGGCAUCUACCUGUGUGGAGGCAUAGAGCUGACCAUGGUAGGGUUUUACCUUGUCAGCCAGCUGAUUGGAGGGGUGUUGGGAGCCGGAAUGGCCAAGAUGAUGACCCCUGUGGAAAGAUACAACAAUGCCACGGGAGCAGCGUUUGACAUCCUCAAGUCAGAGAGCCAGCUGGCCAAGGCCAUCUUCGGGGAGGUGGCCAUGACCUGCAUGGUGACAAUGGUGGUGCUGCUGGUGGCGGUCAACGGCAAAACGAAAACCCCGAUGGCCCCGUUCCUGGUGGGCUGCACCGUCACCAUCAACAUCCUGGCAGGGGGAAGCGUGUCAGGGACGUGUCUGAAUCCCGCCAGGGCUUUCGGUCCAGCCGUGAUGACCAACUACUGGACCUACCACUGGGUGUACUGGGUCGGACCCAUCGGAGGGGGCGUAGUGGCCGCUGUUCUGGUCAGGCUCAUUCUCGGUGAUAAUAAGUUACGGAUCAUCAUGAAGUCAUGAGAGCCUCUGCUGCGCGUUAACCGCCCUGCAGGUUCCAGUAAAACCAUAAUCUGUAUGCAGCGGGGUUUUUUUUCUCUUCCAUGUCAAUUUGUAAAACUGGUGUACCGUUUUUGUGAAAUAAAGUCAAAAUAGAAACA
This is a messenger RNA of Mugil cephalus (flathead mullet), 981 nucleotides long. RefSeq names its product aquaporin-8-like. Gene Ontology annotation, cellular component: plasma membrane. The transcript is spliced from 5 exons. Gene Ontology annotation, biological process: water transport; transmembrane transport. Lineage: Eukaryota; Metazoa; Chordata; Actinopteri; Mugiliformes; Mugilidae. Gene Ontology annotation, molecular function: water channel activity. The coding region runs from base 62 to 844 and encodes 260 amino acids. The record is from RefSeq and is a predicted model, not a curated record.